UUUAUGUUUCCACUUUACUUUCUUCUUCUCUCUUGCUUCUCUUCUUUCUCAACUCACAAGCUCCACUACAAUGUCAGACAUUACUCAUCUCCCUAUGGAACAACUUCAGGACCUCCAAUACUGCUUAGACUCUAAUCCUCCAUGGGCUGAAGCUAUCCUACUAGCAUUUCAAAAUUAUAUAUUGAUGCUGGGAACAAGUGUGAUGAUUCCUUCAACCAUUGUUCCAUACAUGGGAGGAAGUGAUGGUGACAAGGCACGGGUAAUACAGACUCUGCUCUUUGUAGCUGGCAUUAACACACUUCUCCAAACACUUUUUGGUACCAGAUUGCCUACAGUAGUUGGAGGUUCAUUUGCGUAUGUAUUUCCAAUUGCUUAUAUUAUCAGGGACUCCUCAUUGCAACAAAUUAGUGACCCUCAUGAAAGAUUUAUACAAACAAUGCGAGCAAUACAAGGAGCUUUGAUUGUAGCAUCAAGUAUUCAAAUAAUCCUGGGUUACAGCCAAGUUUGGGGACUCUUUUCAAGAUUUUUCAGUCCCCUUGGUAUGGCACCUGUAGUUGGAUUGGUCGGAUUAGGUUUAUUUCAACGUGGAUUCCCUUUGUUGGGGGACUGUGUAGAAAUUGGUAUACCUAUGUUAUUGUUGGUAAUUGGUUCGUCACAAUAUCUAAAGCACGUGAGACCAUUUAGAGAUAUCCCCAUCUUUGAACGUUUUCCAGUGUUGAUAUGUGUCCCAAUUGUUUGGAUCUAUGCUGUUAUCUUGACUGCCAGUGGAGCUUACCGACACAAGCCUGACACAACGCAACGUAGUUGUCAAACAGACAGAGCAAACCUGAUAUCUACGGCCCCAUGGUUCAUGUUCCCCUAUCCUUUCCAAUGGGGUCCCCCUACAUUUUCUGCUGGCCAUUCAUUUGCCAUGAUGUCUGCAGUUAUUGUCUCAAUGGUGGAGUCAACUGGUGCAUACAAGGCUGCCUCUCGGCUAGCAAUUGCUACUCCACCUCCUGCUUAUGUAUUAAGUCGAGGCAUUGGUUGGCAGGGGAUUGGUGUCUUACUUGAUGGUCUUUAUGGAACAGGGACUGGUUCCGGUGUUUCUGUGGAAAAUGUGGGGCUACUUGGACUAACUCGAGUUGGAAGUCGCAGAGUUGUUCAGAUUUCUGCCGGCUUUAUGAUAUUCUUCUCUAUUUUAGGAAAGUUUGGAGCUGUGUUUGCAUCUAUACCGUUCCCAAUAUUUGCUGCACUGUACUGUGUUCUCUUUGGCCUUGUGGGUUCAGUUGGAAUAUCAUUCCUUCAGUUCACAAACAUGAACUCCAUGAGAAAUCUUAUUAUCACUGGGCUCACACUGUUCCUUGGCAUAUCAGUUCCUCAAUUUUUCGAUCAAUACUGGACUCCUUCGCGACAUGGCCUUGUCCAUACUAAUGCUGGAUGGUUCAAUGCGUUCUUAAAUACCUUAUUCUCAUCAGCACCAACAGUGGGUUUGAUAGUGGCAGUGUUGCUUGACAACACUCUUGAGGUAGAAAGGUCAAAGAAAGACCGAGGGAUGCCAUGGUGGGUAAAGUUUAGGACGUUUAAAGGAGACAAUAGAAACGAAGAAUUCUAUACUUUGCCAUUCAAUCUCAAUAGGUUCUUUCCACCAACUUGA
This is a messenger RNA of Cajanus cajan (pigeon pea), 1633 nucleotides long. Its product is annotated as nucleobase-ascorbate transporter 1. Lineage: Eukaryota; Viridiplantae; Streptophyta; Magnoliopsida; Fabales; Fabaceae. Gene Ontology annotation, cellular component: membrane. Gene Ontology annotation, biological process: transmembrane transport. Gene Ontology annotation, molecular function: transmembrane transporter activity. The record is from RefSeq and is a predicted model, not a curated record.